This is a messenger RNA of Hippopotamus amphibius kiboko, 1875 nucleotides long. RefSeq names its product OTU deubiquitinase 7A (gene OTUD7A). Lineage: Eukaryota; Metazoa; Chordata; Mammalia; Artiodactyla; Hippopotamidae. The record is from RefSeq and is a predicted model, not a curated record.
AUGGAAACACCCAAUUCUCCCUCCAGCAGCCACUGGCACAGAUCCCAGCAGCCUGGCUCCAGUAAACAAGCUGCUGGCCUGGCCGAGCCCCAGGCUGUGCUGCUCUGCUGGGGCCUGAUGCUCAGAUGGGGCCUGCAGGGGAGCUUCGUGCAGCCCCUACACAAGGCUGAUGUUCAGAGGGCAGAAAUAGGGGGUGGCCGUCUCUCUAUUCUCUCUGCCUCUGACAACAAGAGUCAGCACGUCACCGGGGAGUUGAUCCCACCAGCCCCAGAAGCUCCAAGCUCCCAGCAGAUCCCAGACAAACCUGUAAACACCUGCCUCCACCCCAGCCUUGCUGAGGUGGGCCCAGCCGAGAGCCCCCUGACGGAUUCGCAGCACAAGCUGCUGCCUCUGCACUUCGCGGUGGACCCCGGGAAGGACAGGGAGGGGGGAAAAGACGCCAACGAUAACGCCCCGGCUGGCCCAUGUUCCCGUCUCGCUAGCCUGAUCUUGCCGCUAGAAGCCAAGCUAAACCUUCUGCACAGCUACAUGAAUGUGACGGGGAUCUGGAUCCCCCUCGAGACCCGGGCCCCUCUGGCACAGCCGGAGUCCCCGACGGUCUCGGCGAGGGAGGAAGUGCAUUCCCUGGCCGACUCGCUGGACUGGGAGUGCAGCAACUCCAACAGCAAGAUCGGCAAGGUCAAGGGCAAGACCCGCGCGGACUCCGUGGCCAGCAAGCUGGGCAGCUUCAGCAAGACGCUGGACAUCAAGCUGAAGAACAUGGGCGGCCCGGUACACGGCCACGUGAGCCGCGCCAACCCCGCCAACAGCAAGCACGAUACAGCGCCCCAGCGCGGCAAGAAGGCCAAGGUGCGCAAGGGCAGCAAGCAGGAGUCGGGCGCCCCGGCCAGCACUUCGCCCUCGGAGAAGACCACGCCGUCGCCCACGGACAAGGCGGCAGGCGCGUCGCCGGUCGACAAGGAUGGCGGGCCGCGCGGCGACGCCUGGAAGUGCAGCACGGACAUGAAGCUGAGCCUCAACAUCCUGCGCGCCGCCAUGCAGGGCGAGCGCAAGCUCAUUUUCGCCGGCCUGCUGCUCACCAGCCACCGGCACCAGUUCCACGAGGAGAUUAUCGGCUACUAGCUGACCAGCGCGCAGCAGCGCUUCAGCUCGGGGCAGGAGCAGCCGCGCCGCGCCGCCCCCGCCGCCGUCUCCACGGCCAAGCGGCCGCCGCGCAGGCCGGAGGCCGAGGGCACGCGAGGCCCCGAGCGCGCCUCGCCGGCUCCGCUGGCCGAGCCGCCCACGCAGCUGGUGCUCAAGCUCAAGGAGCGCCCGAUCCCCGGGCCGGCGGAGGGGGUGCGGGCGGCGACGCGCGGCGCGGCCUCCGGGUCCCAGCGGCGGCGGGGGCAGCGGCGCGGGGACGCCAGCGGACCGGCCCCCGGGCGUAGCCCCCCGGCGCCGGGGUGCCAGGGCGUCAUCCACGUGGAGGCGGCGGGCGCGCGGGAUGAGGCGUGCGCCCCAGCCGUGGGCGCGCUGCGGCCGUGCGCCACGUACCCGCAACAGAACCGCUCGUUUUCUUUGCAGAGCCACAGCCCAGCGCGCGCCGCCGCCUUGCGCACGAUCCACACGGUCGAGUCCGUGGCGCGCGUCCCGGGAGCCUUGCGAAGCGCGGCAGGGGCCCCGGGCGCGGCCGAACCCAAAUCGCAAAUCUACACCAACGGCUUCGGCGCGGUGCGCCACGGCGCGCGCUCAAAUGGUGAAGGCGGCGGGGAAGGCCCGGGCGCGGGGGCGGCGCAACGGCACUGCCAGCGCGGGAACUGCGCGUUCUACGGGGCGCACCGCGGCCGAGCACUACCACUGUGCCGCUACCGUGGGGUGCGCGCGGCCCGGCCCUGA